Molecule: messenger RNA, 7120 nt
Organism: Protopterus annectens (West African lungfish)
Lineage: Eukaryota; Metazoa; Chordata; Ceratodontiformes; Protopteridae
Gene: MAP3K1
Product: mitogen-activated protein kinase kinase kinase 1
Exons: 20
Coding region: 534-4592 (1352 amino acids)
Biological process (GO): protein phosphorylation
Molecular function (GO): protein kinase activity; ATP binding; zinc ion binding
Source: RefSeq, a predicted model, not a curated record
UGAAGUAGCAAGGCAAGGGAGACGCUCCCUUCUCCGAUAGUAACGGAAAGGCAAAGGGCCGCGCUCUUCUGUCUUUUUUUACUUGUUUUAUGAGAUUUCCUUUGUAGGAUUGAGUGCUGUUAUUGUAAAAGUGCAAGCUUUCCAAAUUCUAGCAAGGGAACAAAUCUAGCAGACUUUGUGGAUUACUGUACAAAUACGGAAAGCAGAGCAUUGGAGUGUUGGGACUGUUUUGAAGGCGAGCUUGCUCUGUAAUUAUGCUUCAGGCACAGUGCGAUUCUGUUGUUGAAGGCGUUCCGUGAUUCGAGUUCUCAGGUGUUUUUGAAAGUGGCAUUUUGUGAUGGGGAAACUCUGGUAUAUUUGAAAUUGGAUUUUUUAAUGUCUUGGUCUUGUUGCCGAUGACGGGGACGUUGAUUGCAACCUUCCAGCUUUCUCUGGUAAUUUGGAAUACGGGUCAGCGUGUUGGUAGGGCUGGCGACAGUCGUGUUUCUUGUCAGAUUGCUUCAUGAAGGGCUAGUGGCAGAAACAGUAGUGACAUGGAGAAUAAAGAAACUCUUAGGGGGUUGCCAAAAAUGGAUGACCGCCCAGAGGAGCGUAUGAUUAGGGAGAAACUAAAGGCAACCUGCAUGCCAGCCUGGAAGCAUGAAUGGCUCGAAUUAAGAAGUAGGAGAGGCCCUGUAAUUGUGAAACCGAUUCCACUGAAGGCAGAUGGAUCUGAUAGUAAGUUACUGUCAGAAUCUCAAAGUGAAGGAAUGGCCGCUACAUGUCAGACACAGCGGGGCAGACGCAGCCCGUCACCAAGCAGCUCUUCUGCCACAUCGUCUUCUACAGCAUCCAAAAGUCUGAAGUCUGAGUCUCCAGGGGUGAGAAGAAGACGAGUAUCUCCUGUACCUUUUCAGAGUGGACGGAUCACACCCCCUAGGAGAGCUCCAUCCCCUGAUGGCUUCUCCCCAUAUAGCCCAGAGGAAACCAAUCGCCGAGUCAACAAAGUUAUGCGUGCAAGGCUAUACUUGUUGCAGCAAAUAGGGCCCAACUGUUUCUUAAUAGGAGGUGACAGUCCAGAUAAUAAAUAUCGGGUGUUUAUUGGACCACAGACCUGCAGCUGUGGCCGUGGAACAUUCUGUAUCCAUCUUCUUUUUGUCAUGCUCAGAGUGUUCCAGCUAGAAUCUUCAGAUUCAUUGCUGUGGAGGAAAACCCUAAAAAAUUUUGAGGUUGAGAGUUUAUUUCAGAAAUACCACAGUAGACGAAGUUCACGAAUUAAAGCUCCAUCUCGGAAUACAAUCCAGAAAUUUGUUUCUCGUUUAUCCAAUUCACACACUUCAGUUUCAUCUAGCACCUCCACAUCAACUACAGAAAGCAGUGUGAAUGAUGAGGAAGAACAGAUGUGUCCAAUCUGCUUGCUGGAUAUGCUUGACGAAGAGAGCCUUACUGUCUGUGAAGAAGGGUGUAGGAACAAACUGCAUCAUCACUGCAUGUCAAUCUGGGCUGAGGAGUGCAGAAGAAACAAAGAACCCUUAAUCUGCCCUCUUUGUAGAUCGAAGUGGAAAUCUAAUGACUUCUACUGCCAUGAACUACCAAGUCCUGUAGAUGGUCAAUCUGCAAUAAGGCCUAUCCAGCAACCAAACAGCCAGCAUCACCAGUCUGUUUCUGGAACACCAAGGAGGCAACAGGAUGGUGGCUUUAACUUAACUCAUUAUGGGGUGCAGCAGAUACCGCCAGCAUACAAAGAAGUAUCUGAGCCUUGGAUUCAGGUGUUCGGUUUUGAACUAGUUGGAUGCCUUUUUUCUCGAAACUGGAACAUACGAGAGAUGGCACUUAGGCGUCUAUCCCAUGAUGUCAGUGGUGCUUUACUGUUAGCCAAUGGUGAAAGCACAGGAAGUGCAAGCAGUGUGACCGGAAGCAGUUUAAAUGCUGGAGCACUAGGAGGAGUUAAUGGGUCAUCUCAGACUACUAUCUCAGGAGACACUGUGGUAGAGUGUUGCUGCAGCGUGUUGUCUAUGGUCUGUGCAGAUCCAGUCUACAAAGUCUAUGUUGCUGCACUGAAAACAUUAAGAGCCAUGCUCGUUUAUAGUCCUUGCCACAGUCCCGCAGAAAAAUCAAAGCUCCAACGGUUACUUAAACCUGUGGUUGAAACCAUAUUGGUUAAAUGUGCCGAUGCCAACAGUCGAACAAGUCAGCUUUCUGUUUCUACAUUGCUGGAACUGUGCAAAGGCCAAACCGGAGAGCUGGCAGUUGGUAGGGAGUUACUUAAGUCAGGGUCCAUUGGCAUUGGUGGUGUUGAUUAUGUCUUAAGUUGCAUUCUUGGAACACAAACAGAACCCACAAACUGGCAGGCAUUGCUUGGUCGUCUCUGUCUCAUAGACAGGCUUCUUCUGGAAUUUCCUGCUGAGUUUUAUCCACACAUUGUCCCAGGUGUGGAGGCUUUACACUGUGACCCUGCAGUAGAAAGAUAUAAAAAACUACUGUCCCUUCUGAACUUUGCUUUACAAUCCAUUGAUAAUUCCCAUUCAAUGGUUGGUAAACUGUCCCGUAGAGUCUUCCUGAGUGCAGCCAGAAUGGUUGCACGAGUGCCUCAUGUAUUUGUAAAACUGUUGGACAUGCUAAGUGAAACCAGCUCAACCCAUUAUGCACGUAUGCGUAGACGUUUAAUAGCCAUAGCUGAAGAAAUGGAGAUUAUGGAUGCCAUCCAUUUAGGCAUGGAGGGUGCACAGACUGUCGAAGGAAGGCAUGAUUUUGUAGAACCUUCAGCUCCUCAUAACUCACCAAAUGAAACAGGAAACAAUACCCCACUUAGUACUGUUCACUUAUCUAGCAAACCAGGAAAAAAUAUUGGUGACUUUAAAUUGGGUGCCAGCACUGAGGACAUUUCUGAAAGACUAGGAGCCAUGAGUAUGGGACUUCCAUUGCUACCACUGUCAAAUGAACAACCAAAGGCUACUGUUCAGACAAGAAGUAGACCACAGAGUCAGUGUCUGAAUUCUCCCUCAUCUUGUCAUUCCCCAGCUUUAUCCCCAACACGCUGCUCGCCCUCAUCUUCUCCUUUUGUUGUACCUACAUCUGUGACUGACAGCACUAAGCUCCGAACUCAGGGAUUUUUCCCAAGUAAGUUAGCAUCUGCUUCUCCUCAGAUGCAGCGCAAGUUUUCUCUUCAGUUUCAGAAGAAUGUUCCUGCAGACAGAGACACUGAAAAACAUUCUCCAGUUUUUAUGCCUACGCAUGUUUUGCCAGCCAGUCCUGUCUUCAAACCAAAAUCAUCUCAGUCUCAGCAAACGCAAAGUGAUGCAGGGAAACAUACUGAUGUUUCUAAGAGCAGUAUGUUGCUUGACUUAAAAGACACAGCCCAUUGUGAUGGCAGUAGCAGUACUGUAGUUACACCAGGUGAUAAUGCAGUAUGUACUCCUGUGGAGAGCCGAUACAGUCGUUUAGAUGCUUCUGCGGACCUGAACUCCAGCAUAGAGGACUUACUGGAAGCCUCUAUGUCUACAAGUGACAGUACAGUAACAUUUAAGUCUGAAGUUGCAGUGCUUUCUCCAGAGCGAGCAAAUGAUGAUACAUACAAAGAUGAUGUCAAUCAGAACCAGAAAUGUAAAGAAAAGAUGGAAGCUGAGGAAGAGGAAGCAUUAGCUAUUGUUAUGGCAAUGUCUGCUUCCCAGGAUGCACUUACAGUAAUUCCACAGCUUCAAGUUGAAAAUGGGGAGGAUGUGAUCAUUAUUCAGACUGUUACACCUGAAACACUUCCUGGCUAUACCAAAGCAAAACAGCCUUACACAGAGGGUGUGGAAUGGCUUAAAGGUCAGCAAAUUGGCUUGGGAGCAUUUUCUUCAUGUUACCAAGCUCAGGAUGUAGGAACUGGAACGUUAAUGGCUGUUAAACAGGUAACAUAUGUAAGAAAUACAUCCUCGGAGCAAGAAGAAGUGGUGGAGACCUUACGGGAAGAGAUCAGGAUGAUGAAUCACUUGAACCAUCCAAAUAUCAUAAGAAUGUUAGGUGCUACAUGUGAGAAAUGCAACUACAAUCUUUUUGUAGAGUGGAUGGCAGGUGGAUCAGUUUCUCAUUUACUGAAUAAGUAUGGCCCUUUCAAAGAAACAGUAAUCCUAAACUAUACAGAACAGUUGCUGCGUGGUCUUUCUUAUCUCCAUGAAAAUCAGAUUAUCCACAGAGACAUCAAAGGUGCCAAUUUGCUAAUUGACAGCACAGGGCAAAGACUAAGAAUUGCUGACUUUGGAGCUGCAGCCAGACUGGCAUCCAAAGGCACUGGUGCUGGUGAAUUUCAGGGACAGCUGCUGGGAACUAUUGCAUUCAUGGCACCUGAGGUACUGAGAGGCCAGCAGUAUGGUCGAAGCUGUGAUGUGUGGAGUGUUGGUUGUGUCAUUAUAGAGAUGUCUUGUGCUAAACCCCCGUGGAAUGCAGAAAAACACUCUAAUCACCUUGCUCUAAUAUUUAAGAUUGCCAGUGCAACAACUGCUCCAUCAAUUCCUCCCUAUCUUUCCCCUGGCUUGCGUGAUGUUACUCUUCGGUGUCUGGAACUCCAACCUCAGGAUAGGCCUCCAGCACGAGAGCUUCUAAAACACCCAGUCUUCCGUACUGCCUGGUAGAAAAUACUGUGAGAAAAUAAAAGCUGUGCAAGAUAUGCUACUGAAUACAGGAAACCAGGUGAAUUCAAAGUUCUCUGGAGCUGUAUGCGGUGUUCGGAUUGUUGGCCUUAAUGGUAUGCUGCAGAUAGCAGGGCCAUGUGAAUGCUUGUAUCAGCACUUGGCUGAUAUUGCAAUACUUUAAAUUUAUUACCCUAAUGUGGUAAAUUCAUUACCUUAAUGUGGUAUGCAAAAGUGACACAAGUUUCACUUAAAUAAGUAAACUGUGCCUUUAGUGAUCAGGCCUUUGAGGAAACAAGAAAGCAGCUCUUACUACGAAAAAAGUUGAUAGUUGUAGGGCAAGUAAUGCCUUCUCUUAUUAGAGCACUUUUUGGCAAUAUUAGCAGCUGAGGAAUGCAGAACCUUUUUUUUUUUCGUUGUUGAGUACCACUAUUGUCAUGUAGCAUGGCACACUGUGGUUCACUAGCAGGGAGGAGUAUUAUGUGUGCCAGCAGAGUUUAAAGCAUUUUUCCCACCAUCAUUCUGUUGAGCAGACUACUGAAGUUAUAAUUUUUUCUGAUUGUAAAAAGAAUUAUGAAAUUGUCAAAUUUACUAGCCUUUUUCACUUUGUUUCAAAUUUGAUUUGCCUUCUUUAUCAUAAAAGAUGAUUAUGCUGCACUUUGUGCAAUUUACUGUCAAGUCUUGCAAAACUACAUGUAAUAACCUUUUUAAGUUUAACAUUCAGGGAAAGGUGAUCCAAUAUUUAAAAAAGAAAAACGAGCGUAGAUGCAAAGAACUGCUGCAGUCACUUCAAAGGGUUGAUAAGGAAACUGCAUAUUUUUUCAGCAGGUCAAAGCUUUUAAAGCUUUGAAAGUGCAUUAAGGACUUAAGUUGCAUUUUCCAGUCCUCUGUUGUGAUAAAGCCUGCAUAAAGCAGGAUUGAGGCUACUGUUAUUUGGAGUAUGUGUUACUUGUUGAGCCUUUUUUAAAUUUACAUAUGUGUUUCCUGUUUAGAUUUCACAGAAGUUUUUCUAAGUCUUACUAUUCAACAUUGAGAAACAACUUAAAUGGUUUCUGAACUGCAACUCAACUGGUAGUAUUUUCUUUCUGCAGUACACCAUGUUCUGCAUCAUUUCUUGUUAGAUCAUUUUUGUUUGUCUUGAAGUUCCCCAAUCUGUCAUACCAUUGUCUGUAUUAAUUUAAUAAUUUUUGUAGUAAAAGGAAUACUGUACUUUUUUACUUGAAAUGUAAUGACAUGCACGUCAUUUUAACUUUUUUUUUCAUUGUCGGUAUUUCAGUGACGUUUUUUCUUGUGUGUGUGUAUGUGUGUAGAUUUAUUUUUUUACCGGUUUCUUUUCAUAACUUCACUGGAUGUAGUACUGAAGGAAAGUGGCAGAUCUCUAUUGUUGCUUUUUUCCCUUUUUUAAUCAAAUUCUAAGCAUAUUAAUUAUGUUGCUGUUUAUUUAAUCACUGUACAGAACAUGUAAUUUUAACUCUUCAGGUGCCAGAUACCUUUUAUGAUUAAAUUAAACUUCCACAGUCUCAGGAGUGCCUAAUAAAAUUUAAAGCACUAUAAGCUAAAGUACACAAUAAAGUGUAUACGAUUGGAAACUUCAGUAUUCUGUAAGCGUUUACAAGAAUAUUAUUAUCCUGAUAUUUAAAAAAUGUGAAUGUAUUUUACAAAAAAAAUGUACAUUCCUUAAGAAGGCACACUGGCUGAAAUUGAAGAGUUAAACUUUGCUGAAAUGUGAAGUUUGGUAGCUAACUUUAUUGUACUUGACUUUUGACCACUUUUUCUUUCUUUCUUUUUUUAUUUGGUUUUCUUGUGGUUCUUGUAAGAGGUUUUACAAGCUUGUAUUGUGUAAGCUUUAACUGAUGCAAUCUUGCCAUUUUAUAUACUGGAAAACCACUGUCUCAUCAGAUUGACUCAGUCUCUGGCAUAAUGUUAAACUGAUGAACCUCAGUUAAUCAGUAUUACCUUAGAUCGCAAAGUCUACCAUGUGUCAAACUCUGCCUUUAGAGUUUCAUUACUUUUUUGUGCAUUUCCCUCAGCUUGCUGGUAAUUGUGGUGUUUUAAAUGCAUUUGUGAUGUAUAUUCUUUUGUUUUUGUUUGUUUUUGGAUCAAAGCUGGAUUGAAAUUGUAUUGUAUAAUAAUUUGUGUGCCAUUCUUAAUGUUAUUUGGUACUUCCUGUGUUGUAAAUAAUGCCUACUGCUGUUUAUUCCAGUUUCUACUACCUCAGGUGUCCUUAUAGAAUUUCUUCUACCAAAGUUCACUUUCAUGAUGAAACUGUAUUUGCUAUAUGACUAUUACUUCUAAGACUUCCAGGGCUUAAGGGCUAACUUCUAUUAGCUCCUUACUGUGCAAGCAAUCUUUACAGAAAUCUCUGGGUUAAGAAAAUCUGGCUUAAAUGUAUCCUUUGUAAUUUUAAAUAUAUCAAGAUAUUUUAAUUAUUGAAAAAAAAAGUUUUUUACCCCAUUUGAACCAAUUUUAUAGUAUAAUUUGGACCUAUUUUGGUGUUUGUCUUCAUAGUAAAUAAACAUUUUUUGGAUAAA